AUUUCUUUUAGAGGCCGGGCCUGGCUUUGGGCCCCGGGCCUCCCAGCCUGGGACUCUGCGCCUGCGCCCGUGCGGCCGCGGCCUGCUCUCCCGGCGCGGCCGCGGUCCCUGCUGCAGCGCGCCGCCUGAGUGGCUGGGCGGUCCAUGGGCAGCAGCGAGGGCCACGAUGACAGAUUACGGCGAGGAGCAGCGCAACGAGCUGGAGGCUCUGGAGUCCAUCUACCCCGACUCCUUUACAGUAUUAUCAGAAAAUCCACCCAGUUUCACCAUUACUGUAACAUCUGAGGCUGGAGAAAAUGAUGAAACUGUCCAGACUACCCUCAAGUUUACAUACAGUGAAAAAUACCCAGAUGAAGCCCCUCUUUAUGAAAUAUUCUCCCAGGAAAAUCUAGAAGAUAAUGAUGUCUCAGACAUUUUAAAACUAUUAGCAUUACAGGCAGAAGAAAAUCUUGGUAUGGUGAUGAUCUUUACUUUAGUGACAGCUGUGCAAGAAAAAUUAAAUGAAAUAGUAGAUCAAAUAAAAACUAGAAGAGAAGAAGAAAAGAAACAAAAAGAAAAAGAAGCGGAGGAAGCUGAAAAGCAAUUAUUUCAUGGCACUCCUGUUACAAUUGAGAAUUUCUUAAGUUGGAAGGCCAAGUUUGAUGCAGAACUCUUGGAAAUUAAAAAGAAACGAAUGAAAGAAGAAGAGCAAGCAGGAAAAAAUAAAUUAAGUGGGAAACAGCUAUUUGAAACAGACCAUAAUCUUGACACAUCUGAUAUCCAGUUUUUGGAGGAUGCUGGAAACAAUGUGGAGGUAGAUGAAUCUCUGUUCCAGGAAAUGGAUGACUUGGAGCUAGAGGAUGAUGAGGAUGAUCCGGACUACAAUCCUGCUGACCCAGAGAGUUAUUUGACUGACUAAUGGACUAUCCGCAUCCGCAGAGAGGUGUGACUGCCACAGCAUCUGUGGCUGUGCUGAGGUGUUGAUUUUUCUUUCUUUUUUUCUAAGAAAAAAUAAUUCUCAGGAGAAUAUUCUUCUGGUAGCUUUCAUCAUUGAACUUAAUAAACUGACCUUAAAAUUUCAAAAAAA
Prionailurus viverrinus (fishing cat) is the source of this 1066-nucleotide messenger RNA. RefSeq names its product RWD domain-containing protein 1. Bases 167 to 898 code for a protein of 243 amino acids. Gene Ontology annotation, molecular function: protein binding. The transcript has a single exon. Gene Ontology annotation, biological process: cytoplasmic translation. Lineage: Eukaryota; Metazoa; Chordata; Mammalia; Carnivora; Felidae. The record is from RefSeq and is a predicted model, not a curated record.